Molecule: messenger RNA, 4886 nt
Organism: Myotis daubentonii (Daubenton's bat)
Lineage: Eukaryota; Metazoa; Chordata; Mammalia; Chiroptera; Vespertilionidae
Gene: ASB1
Product: ankyrin repeat and SOCS box containing 1
Biological process (GO): intracellular signal transduction; protein ubiquitination; ubiquitin-dependent protein catabolic process
Cellular component (GO): ubiquitin ligase complex
Molecular function (GO): protein binding
Source: RefSeq, a predicted model, not a curated record
CGGGCAGCGGGGUGAGGGCAGGCCCCGGCGACCCUCGCUCCUCGCCUGGCGGGAGCAGCCCCCGCGCCGGACGUCCUUUCCCAGGGAACUUGCAUCUUUAACUGCCUGCCCGUUAGGACCCAUCGUGAGCAUAGUGGCCGCCUGCCGGCUCGGAGGGCACCUGCCCGGGCAGACCCAGAGCCGGCCCCUCGCGGCAGGUGCCUCUUCUCGGUGCUGCCACCCACGCGCCGCGGCCCCGCCGUUGCAGCGAGCUUUGGGUGACAGCUCGCCCAGGGCCUCGUCCCUCCAGCAGAGGAGGCAGCCCUGUCACACUGCGUUCCGGCAGCUGGGAAGACACGCCCACCACUCACAGUAGCCGUCCGACUUAGGGCCUCUCCCCGACAUGCGUGUUCCUGCCGUGCAGAUGGGAAUGGAUAGGGGCAGUGCAUUGGCCGCAGGUGCUCAGGACCGCUUCCCUCUUCACCGUGGGUCCCCUCCUCGCCUGUUGUCUGAAUUCGCCCUGUGUACCAGCUGCUGUUGUGUGCGCUGGACUUUCCAUGCUCACCUGUGCCCUUGGAGAGAGACCCCCUCCACAGGGCUUAUUAGUCCUUAGUGAUAAACAAGAGCCUUCCUACUGUGACUCAUAAGCGUGCCUUGAUUUAAGAUACAGUGUUGACUUGGAGACCAGAGCAAGCAGCACUUUGCAUCCCUCCCUCCCUCCCACAAACAUUCCUUGAGGGCCCGGUAUUGGUUGGACCUCGCUGGAGCUGGGACAUCCCCAUGAAUAAGAACAAGUCAGACAAGACCCCGUCGGCCCUGGGCUUUGGACGGUAUUGACUUUGACCCCGGGGACACCAGGACCUUAGGGCCUGGGAUGUCAUUUCAUGUGAGAGUGAGGGAUGGAAUGAGGGGUGUUCCGUUGGGAAGGGAGAAGGACUGACAGCUGCUCCCCAGUGGAGAGAGGGGUCUUGUGGAAGAAAGGUUGGCGCUGUCCUUACCUACAGGGGCUUGUAUAGGGAAGGCACUCAAAAGAGCUCUGACUUGAAUAUAAGAAGCAUCUUCAGCCCUGGAAAAAGCCUGCCUGCGGAGGGGGAGCUGUACAGCUGUGCUUGGUCCCACGCUGGCUCGGUGGGGACGUGGAUGCAGGCAGCCUGUGGUCCUCAUCUUGCCUCCUGCCCGGCUGUGUACUUGUUUUCAAGUCUUGUUUUACUUAGGAUCUUCUAUGUUAAGUCCCAAUCUGAAGGAGUGGCUGAGGGAGCAGUUUUGUGACCACCCGCUGGAGCACUGUGAGGACACGAGGCUCCAUGACGCCGCCUACGUGGGGGACCUCCAGACCCUCAGGAGCCUGUUGCAGGAGGAGAGCUACCGCAGGACUGAGUUGAGAGGAGAAAUGCCUGCAUGUGGAUAUGAAUCCAAUACCACCUUUGUGGAUAGUUCCCCAAAAAAGGGUUUUUGCCCUGGCUGUGUGGCUCAGUUGGUUGGACCAUCAUCCUGUACACCAAAAGGUUGCAGCCGCAUCAACGAGAAGUCCGUCUGGUGCUGUGGCUGGCUUCCCUGCACACCGCUGCGCAUCGCGGCCACUGCUGGCCACGGGAACUGUGUGGACUUCCUUAUCCGGAAGGGGGCCGAGGUGGACCUCGUGGAUGUGAAGGGACAGACGGCCCUGUAUGUGGCCGUGGUGAAUGGACACCUGGAGAGUGCCCAGAUCCUCCUUGAAGCCGGGGCUGACCCCAAUGGAAGCCGGCACCAUCGCAGCACUCCAGUCUACCACGCCUCCCGCGUGGGCAGGGCCGACAUACUGAAGGCCCUCAUCAGGUACGGGGCUGACGUCGACAUCAACCACCACAUUUUUCCUGACAUCCGGCCGCCCUUUUCCCGGCGCCUCACCUCCUUGGUGGUCUGCCCCUUGUAUAUCAGCGCGGCCUACCACAACCUCCAGUGCUUCAAGCUGCUGCUCCAGGCAGGGGCGAACCCCGACUUCAACUGCAACGGGCCGGUCAACACGCAGGGUUUCUGCAGGGGCUCCCCCGGGUGCGUCAUGGAUGCUGUCCUGCGUCACGGCUGCGAGGCGGCCUUUGUGAGUCUGCUGGUGGAGUUUGGAGCCAACCUGAACCUGGUGAAGUGGGAGUCCCUGGGCCCAGAGUCCAGAGGCAGAAGGAAGGUGGACCCCGAGGCCCUGCAGGUCUUUAAAGAGGCCAGAAGUGUCCCCAGGGCUUUGCUGAGUCUGUGUCGUGUGGCCGUGAGAAGAGCUCUUGGCAAGUACCGACUCCAUCUGAUUCCCUCGCUGCCGCUGCCAGACCCCAUAAAAAAGUUCCUGCUGUACGAGUAGAAGGCAGCGCAGCAGUGGUUUGCAGCGUGGAAGGAGGUGAUCUGCGGGGAAGCUGGACCUGCUUCUUGCCCCUGUGAGCCCAUCCUGUGCUGACAGAUCGUAUUUGGCUGUUGCUAGGCAGGUGGCCUUGUUCUUCUGGAUUGUAAUUCCACCUCAGGUCUUGGACGUCGGACAGUCUCUGGGUCAUUAUCAGCUGAGAGGCUCCUACAGAACUUCAUGUUAUUCUUCCUCAGUGUCUGUUUUGGAUUUUCCCAGCUGCAGAUGGAUGAGUGGGCCUGGAAAUGUGUGCAAGUGCAGACUGUGGUCCGAGAACUCAGCACUUUCCAGAGCUGUGCUUCUGUCUGUGGUUUUACUUCUCAAUUUAAUUGUUUGAUUCAUCUUUCUGAUAUCAAAUGAAAAGGGAGUUUUUGGUAAAAAAGUGGAGUGCAGAAACACAGUUCAUGAACUUGCUGGUUGUCCCUUGCUCCUGGGGUUGACAUGUGACACAUGUCGUUUGCACACCCCUUCCUUGCCAGUUCAGUGUUCUUUCCUUGUGGUGGGGAGUCCUACUGUCUUCAGUCAAGGCUGGUUCCUGGCUGCGAGGAUUGGCUGUGUUAUCUCAAAGUCAGUGCCUGCAUUUGUUUGCAAUCAAAAGAGAUAGCGUCUGCAUUCCCCAGUGCUGUACCUGUUCUGGUACCUGACUGCUUGGCAUCGUGCCACAGGUCCUGAGUUUUCUGCCAUUUCAGUCUGGGGAGCUUGCAGACAUCAUUUGGACCAAGGCCUGCCCAGCAGCAUCCACUGCCAGUUGCAGUGGGAAAAGAGACCUGCAGCGCUGUCUGUCUCCUAGUCCCUGCACACAGCGUGGCAACCACCUGUCCUGGGUGCGGCCAGGCUGUCAGCUGCUGGUGUCAAACACCUGUGGUUGGUGAUUGCUCUCUGGGACCUGAUGUCUUGGUGGUGUUCCUAGAACCUAAGUGGAUAGUGGUGAGGUCAGGUCUCCCCCUGGCCUGCUGGGGUGGUGGUAGGUGAGCGAAGUGAGUGGGUUGUCAUCUGACAUCUGGGCUGUGGGUGGGGCUCGCUCUCACACCUGGGCCCUAAAGGAGGAGUUUCAGGAGUGGUGCUUAGCUUACCUUUCAGCUUUUCCAAUCCUGGGUCCCCUUUUUCUGCUGCCUGUUUGACUCAGGCGCUCUCCAGGUGAGCCAUGCUGCAGAGUUAUGUGUGCUUUGCGCCUGCCCUGCUGGGUGUUGUCUGCAGGGCCUGUUGAGGGCACAGCUCCCCAGUGCUGUCCUAGGUGGAGGGUGGCUGUGUUCGGGGCUUUCUGGAAAGCAGCCCCUGGGAUUGCUGCCAGCCCAGGAGCCCCCACGUACAGGCAUGACCUUCCGGCUGCACGGGGCUGGGCUCAGCUCUUCCUUUCCGGAGGACAGGUUGCUCCCUGGGUUCAGCUAGCGUCAAGUGAGUUUUUGCAGAAUCCCUACGAUUUGGAGGUCAGCCUGCCUGAAACUUCAUAGCUGCCAAACAUGAGCCUGAGGACGGUGUGAACAGUCAGUUGCUUCAGGCCCCUCUGCUUGUUUAGAGUGACACUUUACUAAAGCUCCUUGUCUUUUGUUGGCAAGAGUGGGCUACGGAAUAGGAACAACAACUUUCUGUCACAGCACUCUAUACAAUCAUGUUUCUAAGCCCUGGGCGUCCAAGAGCUGAGGCUACUGCCUGGCCGGCCCAGAGCCUUCCCCAGGAAAGGGCACAGGCAACCAGUGGGAAGGAGCCGAGCCCCCAGCCUAGGCCGUGGCACCUCUGACUGUCUCCGUAGUCCUGAGCUCUGGGCCGUGCUGCUGUGGACAGACGGGCUGGGGUGGGCAUGGGUGGGGGCAGCGUUGAUAACUCCGAGAAUUCAGCUCUGGCACCUGGGUGAGGUGUGGAAUGUAUUUCCCAAGCCCACCUGUGUCACGUUUGUGCCUUUUCCUGUUGUUUAUUUAUAUAUUUAUUUAUUUAUUUAUACCUGGCUUUAUUCCGGAAAAGUGUUUAAGGCAGAGAUACUUUAGUUUUGAUGUUCAGUUUUGAAAUUGGAUAAGUAUUAGUCAGUGUGUACUUGUUAAACAGAUACUUUUAAGAAGAAAGGACAGUUAGCAGUUUCCUAAUGUAGAAUAUGUUUCUGUUAUCAGGGCUAGGUGCCAUCAUUUUAAGUUUUUUUCAUCUUCCAUGAAUUGAUUCUGCAAGUGAAUGUUUCAUGCAGAAGUAGGAAGAGGUACAGCAAGCACAGGACUGAGCAGAGCUUGCCCUGCCCCGGAGUAGCCUCUGUGCCUGGGCAGGCCCGUGGGCGGGGAGGCUGCGCUGAGCGAGGCUGUGCCUUCCCCACAGGGCUUACAAGGAGAAUGUGUGGGAAGCACUUCGUACUUGAGCAAUCCCUGUCACAUGUCAGCUGCUAUCCUGGUGACUGUGGCCCCUCUCACCAGUGAGUGAUGAUGAUGGUGCCGUAAGGGCCUGGGACCUUGGGGAUCAGGCUUGACUUUGUGUCCCCUGGGGCUGAGAGUCCUGGGGUCCACACCUAGGUCUUGGGCACAGUGGGCUCUGUGCAGGUCGGAAGUAUAACUUAGAAAGUCCA